AGUUGACAACCGCAUCGUUUCGGAAUAUUUGGCGGCUGAGCUAUGCAUUGAAUUUCACGUUUGCACUUAAUUUAUAAAUUUUAAGUGAAAUUCUAGCUAAUCAUCAAAAAAGAAAGUUAAAAAACAGAAGCAGCAAACAAUGAGUGCAAACGGCAGUGUAAUCACCGAUUGGAAACGCUUGUGGCAACUUGUAUCCGGCAUACACCAUGAAACACCUGAGAGCACGGUGCGUGAGGAGCUACUAAAUGUAUCGAAGGAACUGCAGGAUGGUGUGCUGCAGUUUCGCAAACGUACAGCGUCAAAUGUGAAAUUGGAAGAUUUGUUGAAAAGGAAAAAACAGGAGAAAUUGCUGCCAUUCACGCAGAAUUUGCAAGAGUUGUUGGACUUGGAGUCACAACAAUGCUGGGAGAUACUCUGCUACUAUCUAACCAACGAAUAUCGCGGUUCCGCCAGCUCACUUACCACACACAUAUCAUCAGAGAGUAAUAUGAGCAAAUUGCUGGAUGAUAUUUGGGGUUAUUACACGCUCGAACGCAUGAUCGUAUUGAAAAUUGUGAAAAAUUUGUUAAUCUUCUACAAAACACCCAAUCAUCCAUAUCACGCGCAAUACAAAGAGAUUUUGAAUAAAAUUACACUGCCAAAACUGCGCGAUUCCUAUCUCAGUCAAUUGGAGCAACUCAUUAAUGCAUAUCCACCAAAUCAGUUGGCGAACGGUGAAUUUUUCGACUAUCACACACGUCUGAUUGUCUGGUCCGAGGGCAAUGCACGCGAAAUCAACGAGGUGCUACACAUUCUGUUGCUCAUUUGUGAACAUCAACCAUUCGAAUUGAAGCAUAUUGAGAAACUCUUCAACUGCUUUCGUCAGCACACCUUCGGCCGACAACAAAGUUACUUGGAUAUUGGCAAACCGCUACAUAAUGAGUUAAUAACGCGGUUGGCAUACUCGGAGACCAUUUUGCUUUUGAAGUGUAUCGACUUGAGUGACACAGCCUCUUCGUUGGCGCUCAAUAUUAUCGACUUGUUGGAUAAGGACAUCAUACGUAUGCAUCACAAUCCUGAAAAUGGUCCACUGCUGCUGGGUUGGAUGUUACUGAAAAUGCGCUUCACCAAAGCCAUUGAGGACGCAGAAGCUUUUCUGCCAUGCCAGUUAAUGGGGAAGCGCGCUAUUGAUCUGCGUUGUUUCGAGUAUUUGCACAAUCUGCUGACAAGUUCCAUGUUUAAGGAUGAUAGCUUGGUGUCGCGCAUAGUACGCAAGACUGUCUACAAUAUGCUGACGCACAUGUGUAAUUUCUUCGAUGGUGAUGGCUCUUGCGCGCGUCAUGCGUACAUAUAUGAAUUGCUGAGCGAGCUACUGUCAUGGCCAACACUAGCGAAGGAGUUUUGUGCGAAUGAAGAUAUUGGCGUCCGCUCGUUAUUCAACACACUUCUGGAGACAUUCCCUGUAGAUUUUGUGCAUCUCUCAAUGCUGGCGAGUUCGCUCACCAAAGCGGGCAUGUCGAAUUUUAUCAAAACCCAACUUGAAUCACUGCCUAUAUACACUGAUAUAUACGACGAAAGCAAAUAUCCUUUGCGCGCCAUCAACGAGGAGGACUACAUACUCACUGCCGAUAUAAUGCCAUUCCCACACUUGGAUUUCAUAAUACCAGCACAUACCACUGCGGCCAUAAUGUCACGUACCGAGGGUUAUUGCGUUCAUUUUCGCGUCACACUCAAUUAUUUUGUGGUUUUACACCACGAAAUCAAUUGUUUACUCGCGGAGACGGUGCAGAAUCAAGGUGACUGGUCGCAAAAUGAACGCGUUCGUCGCAUUAAUGCGGGUCUGGAGUAUCUGCAGAAUGUUUUGCAACGCACCAAGUCGCUCAGCGCAAUCAGUGCGGAGAUGGUGCAUCCCACAGAGAUGUGUAUUGAUUUGCUGAAUAAGUUUAAGGCCGUGCCACAGCCGCCAGUGCAGAUGUUGGCGAAUUGCUUGAAUGUUUGCACGAUGCUGCUGCCGCUGGUGGAUGCAGAGAUUUAUGCACGCGUUGUACAUUUACACAUUUUGCCAGCGAUAACAAAUGAAACGCUCGACAGUUUUAAGGAGGAUGCGUUGGGUAUAUGCUUCGAUUCGCGUAUUGUUGGCUCCUAUUUGAUUGAUGUGGAGAAGAAACUGGAGCGUUAUGAUUUUUUGAUGGCUUACAUUGGAUUUCUACGCACUUAUACUAAGCUUCAACGCAAUAAUUUCUUCAAAAUCGAGAUACCCGGUUUGAUAUUUUUGCUGCGCGAAGUAUUUCCUCAUAUGCAUGCUUGGGGCUUUCAAUCACAAACGGAACGUCACAAAAUCUAUACCGAAAUUAUGGGUUUCGUAUGCGACAUUUUGGAUACCGUUACCAGCCUCGGUGAUAAAAAUGAGAAGAUAAACGCAGAAAAGAAGUUUUUGCGCGACAUAUGCAUACAUAGCUUGUCGAAUAUCGAAAAUGGCAUGGUGCUGCUGCGUUUCGUAGCGCUCGGCAAUGCCUACCUACAGCACACCAUGGAAAUGGAGUCCAAUUGGAUGAUACAGCAAUCACAUGGCAUCGUGCUAUUGGUGCGUUUGGCCAUGCGCAUACUCAUGCAACUGUUGCGGCUGAAACCGGCGGCGCAGGACACCAGCGAGUUGUCGCCACUCGAAGCCUUAAUCUACACGCAACCCAAGCAACGUGAUACGCUGCGCAUCAUACCGGUCGUGACGAGCUACAUGAGCAACAUCUUCGAUCGUUGGCUGCCGAUAUUGUCGUGUCGCCUUUUGCGCCGCAUAGCGCUUGAAUUCAAUAUGUCCUUAUUGGCUUGUCUCGAUAUGGAACCCGAUCAAAUACGUUUAACUUUCCUACAGCGUUUACCCGAUGAGUUAGAGAGCGAUUCGUUGAAAGUCGCCAUAUUGGAGUUGGUGGAAGCGUGCAUUGAAAAGCAACCCGGCGUGACGGAGGCGUUCUUCAAAGUGAAUGCCACACAAGAGAAGCGCUUCUUGGGCAAGGAGGCUGGCGUGCAAAUUGCUGAUAGCAUCUUAACAUUCUUAGAAGACUAUCUGGAAGCUGUGGCGAAGGACUCACAAAUGGUGGAGCACACAUUGCCCAGUAAAAUAAUGAAUAUAUUCCACUCGCUCUGGAAGAAUGGCAUGCAAAGUUUGGUGGAGGAGCUCACAAAACGUCCGAAGUUUUGGACACAACUUUGUAAUCCGUUAUUCAGCACACUCGGCAAAAAUGCGCGUGUUUACACACAACUGCUGAAUAUACUCUCCAUUGAAAUAUUCUCCACGCCGCCGAAUGGCAAUAAAGAAUUGAAGGAAGUCGUUUUGCGUUUCUUCGAGUCGUCCAAUUUCAAUAAGUGGCUUACGUAUGUGUAUGAUAUGCCAAAAACGCCCGCAGCGGAUCCAUAUUGCGCAGUCGAACUGUUUACCGAAGAUGUGCCCGAGUGGCUGUGUCGGUUGGCGGCCUUCAAGAGUUUUCUGAUAAUACUGCUGAAGAAGCAGCCGCAGUUCGUUGAAGUGCCGUCCAAGCAGCUGAAGAAGCUCGCCGAACAAACGCUUGUCACGCUCGUGGAUCGCGCUGAAUUCAUCGAGGAUCUGCGUCCAUUCAUCGUGCUCAGCGAGCUGUAUCUCUUCGUGUUGCUCAGCUUCAAACUCUCAUACACAGAUAGUCCCGAGGAGGAUGUGGAAAUGUUGAAAGAACUCAUUAAACUGCUCAGCCGUCUCUCCUCUUGCUAUGAAGAUUUGCAUUUGCGUGCCAAAGAGGCGUGUCUCGCCUUCACCAUCAAAUGCGCCGAUCUGCUGGCUGCUGAGUUGCUGAAUGACUCCGAUGCCGCGCUGAAUUUCCUCUACUCAGUUGUUAGCAUUAUCUGCUCGGAGUUGCAAACAUUGGAGAAUAGCGCGCGUGUAGAGAAACAGGCAAAGCAGGAGCUGGAGCAACUGCAACAGACUUCAUCGAACUCACUCGUCUUGAGUUUCAAUCUGCUCAAAACGGUGGCGAGCAUAUUUCAUGAUGCCGGUCCCGGUAACUGGGACCUGCCUUUCAUUGUGAAUAAAGUAUUCCAACGUCUGUUGAGCUGCGCCAGCUCCAUAUUGCAGCUAUAUAGCAAGCAAAAGCUCUCAGUCGAAUUGCUCGAUGUGCUGAUCGUCUUUGCGAAGGGCAAUUGCUCGGCGGAGUUCUUGCAUUGUGAUGUCGGCGAUUAUUUGUGGCUGAAAUUGUUGCCACCAAAGGAACUCUUGCAGUCCAAUUUCGCGGUGUUGGGCCAAACGAAAACUGAAGAGAACGGCUGGACGGUGCAGAAGUGGUGGCCCAUCUAUACGCGUGGCAUCACUUUGGUCACUAUCUUGUUCGAGAAGCAUAAGCAUUACUUCGUGAAACACGCCUUGCAAUUUGUGGGUAUCCAUGAGGUGUAUUUGGUGGACUCAUUGCUGUUGGCCAAACAGACUUUGGAGCCGGCGGCCAUGGAGUUGAUCAAGAGUUCAGUUACUUUGGUGUCGAAUUUGGUGGAAUUCGAGUCACUGUGGCGUUUGGAACACUCCCAGUCCUUGUUCAAUUUGAUGCGCGCCGUACAAGUGCUCAUGGGUCACGCCAUUUCUAUGUUUCAUCAGCCGAGAAAUCUAAAAUGCCUCAUCUCCGGACGCAAUUUGCAAUUGGACAUACUCUCAGAUAUUGAGCGUCCUGGUUUCACUGACGAAGUCAUCAGCGCCUUCAAUAAUCUCACCGAAAUCAUCACGCUGAGCGUACAAUGCUUGCAGCGUUUCAGUCCCAAACUGCUGGACUUGAUAUGCGCACCGGAAUUUUUGGUCAGCAAAUGGGAACCGAUUUUCGAAAUACAUUUUGGGGCGCCCAAAUUGAAUGAGACGGCCAUAACGUUGACUUUUGGCACAGUGCUGAGCAUUGUUGGUGUUUUUACGAAAGUGCUCAAUUUACAAAGUCAUGGUUUCCACGAAGUGCCACUGAAUGUAUUGCCCGCCAGCAGAGAUGGCGCCACUACUCCACCAGUCAGCGGCACAACAGCAUUGGCACGCUCACAACGCCAAUUCUCCAAAUCUGUCUCCAUUACAUCCGUUUCCUCAGCGAAUUGUCCACCGAACGAGCUGCUCGCCAAUCUGGAUGGUGAACUCUGCUUGCUUGCGCUCGAGCACGUACUAAUGUUGGCCGCCUCGCAGAGCAUGUUGGCGUUAAAGAAUCCCUACUUGCCAGCGCGCGAAAAACAAAUUGUGCGUCGCGAGAUCAGUACCGAACUCUUGGCAUACCAUGAAUUUGUGCGCAAGAAGGUGCUGAUCGACCAUCGUGAGCAUCGCGAAAUGUGGUAUCGCCGCAAGCACGGCUUGGUGUUCAUGGAAUUGGGCAGCGCAGAUGCUGGUGCUGCCAACAACGCCACAGUGAGCAGUAGUGGCACCACAACACGUAGCGCUUCGUCUACGUCGCAGUCGGGUGCGCGUCGCCACUCGUCCGAUUUACGUGUGAAUGUGGUGCGUCGUCUGCAUUUACAGCAAGAGCAUCAUCGCCAUCAGCACCAGCAGACGCCAUCGACCGCUUUCGAUAUGUCGCGUGUGAUUAGUCCGAUUGGCGCUAGUGCGCAUGCGCAACAACAGCAGCAGCCAUCAGCGGUUUCGUCCACACCGCAGCUGUCACGUCCACCGCUGCGGCGUCAGGGCGAUCCCGCACAGUUGGGCACUGAGGUGAAACGGAACAGCGCCGGCAGAGAUCAAAUUGUUGAGGUUCAGGAUGACGAUGAGAUUGAAGUGUUGGAGGAUAUACAAUAUUUACCACCUGAUGAGCCCGCCUAUACGCCGCUCUCCUAUGUGCAACUGGUGGAAGAGGAUUACUUGCACUUUAUGUCCAAUCUUUUUACCGUUAUUUGUCAAAGCGAUUAAAAAACGGAGGUUGAAAGUGUGGUUAGGUUGCAUGCUGCUUAUUUUCGACGCUAAAGUCGGUUAUUGCAACAAGCAGAAAUUAUUUAUAAGUACAGUGUUUAAGUGUUUUUUAUAUCUAAUUUCAAUGAGAAUAUAGUUUUCUAACAAAACUGUUUCUAA
Molecule: messenger RNA, 6019 nt
Organism: Zeugodacus cucurbitae (melon fly)
Lineage: Eukaryota; Metazoa; Arthropoda; Insecta; Diptera; Tephritidae
Gene: Nup188
Product: nucleoporin Nup188
Exons: 11
Coding region: 140-5860 (1906 amino acids)
Biological process (GO): protein import into nucleus; RNA export from nucleus
Cellular component (GO): nuclear pore inner ring
Molecular function (GO): structural constituent of nuclear pore
Source: RefSeq, a predicted model, not a curated record